CUGUGGUCACGUGUCACCCUUGCCCUCUCCUCCAAUAAGAAAAGUUGCCUUUGCUCUGCACGCUGCGGGUUUGUGUUGCGGGGGCGAUCCUGUUCGCGUCCAGGUCCAAAGCAGCACUUAUAUUUCAUAAUCAUCGCUUCAAAAAAAAAAAAAAGAAUUGUGAUGCUUUCCGCUGCUUUGUUGCUACUGGCCCUCCUCUCCUCGGCCCCCGUCACAGUGGCCAUCUUAUUUGGGGAGCCCAGGAUAUUUGGAGAGGAAGCUACUGGCUACGGGCCCAUUUUUGAGGAGGAGCCGGUGGAUGUGGUCUACACCGAGGACUCCCCCGAUGGAAGGAUCUCCAUGAACUGCAGGGCACGGGCCAACCCGCCAGCCUCAUACAGAUGGCGCCGUGACAACUGGGAGAUCAAGCUGAUGGAGCAGCCGGAUGAACACUACAGCCUAGUGGGGGGCAACCUGGUCAUCAACAACCCGAGGCAGAAGAAGCACGCCGGCACGUACAUUUGCGUGGCUCGGAACAUCUACGGCACUGUCAUCAGCAAGGAGGCCCGUGUCAAGUUUGGAUUUCUGGAGGACUUUCCUCAAGAAGAGCGAGAUCCCGUCACUGUGAAAGAAGGCCAGGGGGCAGUUCUGCUGUGUGCCCCUCCCAAAGCGUGGCCAGAGGAGGUGUCUUACCGCUGGAUCUUCAACGAGUUCCCUGUGUUCCUCAACAUGGACCGCCGCCGCUUUGUCUCGCAGAGGACCGGCAACCUUUACAUCUCCAAGGUGGAGGCUCAGGACGCCGGGAACUACUCGUGCUUCGUCUCAAGCCCCGUCCUGGGGAAGAGCGUCUUCUCUAAGUUUAUUCCCCUUAUCCCCUUACCGCCAGAAGACGGUGAAGAGAGAAAAUACCCAGCAGACAUCAGCGUGAAGUUCCCAGACACGACAGCACUGCUGGCCUCCAACAUCACACUGGAAUGCUUUGCUCUGGGGAAUCCCAUCCCUCACAUUGUGUGGCGGAAAGUGGACGCCACCGACCUGCCUGCAAACCACGAGAUCAGCGAAUCGGGCGCGGUGCUGCACCUCUACAACGUCCAGUAUGAAGACGUGGGGGGUUACGAGUGCGAGGCCAUCAACACCAAAGGGAAGGACUGGCACAAGGCCUGGCUCUACGUGGAGUCUGCUCCGGAGUGGGCCGAGACUAUCAACAACACCCAAAUGGACAUUGGCUCGGAGCACACCAUGCGCUGUGUUGCAUCAGGGAAGCCUUUCCCGUUCAUCCGCUGGUACAAAGAUGGCUACAUGUCAGGAAAAGGUGAGCUGAAGUUCUCCAGCCUGACCUUUGAUGACUCCGGGAUGUACCAGUGCAUUGCGGAGAACUACUGGGGCAUCAAAUACGCCAACGCCGAGCUGCGAGUGAUCGCCUGCGCCCCAACAUUUGAGUUCAACCCCCUGAAGAAACAGCUUCUCGGUGCCCGAGACGGCCGCGUGCUGAUCGAGUGUAAACCUCGAGCGGCCCCCAGGCCUCGUUUUACCUGGAUCAAGGGCAAAGAGCUGCUGUUCAACAAUUCACGCAUCUCCAUCAUGUUUGACGGCACUCUGGAGAUCCUCAAUGCCACUAAAAACGAUGAAGGUUUCUACACAUGCUUUGCUGAGAAUGACAGAGGGAAAGCCAACAGCUCUGGUUACCUCACCAUCACCGAGGCGACCGGCAUCACGGUGGCUCCCGAGGACACGGAGGUGAAGGUGGGCGACGAGGUGGUCCUGGCCUGCGCCGCCUCCUAUGACCCCAUGCUGGAUAUCACCUUCAUCUGGGCCGUCGACUUCCGGGUCAUCGACUUUGAUGCCGAGUGGCAACACUAUGAGCGCAUCAUGAGCGAGGAAGGAAGCGGGAACCUGCGGAUCAAGAACACGCAGAUCUGGCACGAGGGCCGCUACACUUGCACGGCUCAGACCGUGGUGGACAGCGACACGGCGUUCGCGGACCUGAAAGUCGUCGGUGUCCCAGGCCCUCCUGGUGUGAUCCGUGUGGAGGACAUCGGCGACACGUGGGUGAAGCUGCUGUGGACUAAAGGAGCCGAGCACAACAGCCCCAUUCUCUACUACACCAUUCAGACCAGGCACUACUGGUCUCUGCACGAGGACGACUGGAGGAACGCCAGCACCUCGCCGACCUUCCUCGACGGCACCGUGGAGUGGGCCAAAGUCACCGACCUGUACCCCUGGAUGGAGUAUCAGUUCCGGAUCAUUGCCACCAACGAGUACGGCUCCGGAGAGGCCAGCAUUCCCUCGCUCAAGAUCAAAACAUGGGACGCUCCUCCGGUGGUGUCUCCCACAGAUGUGGAAGGCUACGGCGGUCGGAACGGCGAGAUAAUUAUCAUGUGGACGCCUGUGCAGCCGUGGUAUUUCUACGGCAAGAAGUUCGGGUACAUCGUGGCCUUCAAGCCUCACGACGGGUACCAAUGGUGGUACGAGACCAUCUCCGACCCUGAGACCAGGCGUUACGUUCACAGGGACUCCUUCUUCCUCCCUGGCGACGAAGACUUCCAGGUGCGGGAGUUCCAGGUGAAGAUCAAGACGUUCAACGUGAAGGGAGACGGGCCGUACAGCCUCACCAAGGUCAUCUACUACCCUCGGGACGUACCCACAGAGUCUCCAACAGACGUCUACGCUCGGCCGGUUUCGUCCACCGAAGCGCUGGCGUGGUGGCUCCCGGUGGUGGACACAGGAACGGGCCUGCAGCAGUACAUUGAGGGCUACCAGGUUAAAUACUGGAGAAAGUACGACGACGCAGAGCAAGGAGCCAAUCGCAUAUUCGUUAACGCUACGGCGAACCAUACCAGGCUUGAAAACAUGCUGCCUGACUCACAUUACCUCAUCGAGGUGCGCGCCUUUAACGGAGCGGGCAUGGGCCCGCCUGGCGAACACUGCGAGAUGUUCACCAAAAGACCACCGCCGCCGGAGCCCCCCAGGAUGUGGCGCUUCAUCUCCUGGACUGGAAAGUGGUUGUACGUGUGGUGGGAUCACAUCGCGUACGACUGGUUCGGCAACGUGUCCUUCCCGCUCUAUUACAAGGUCAUGUUCCGGAAGACGGGCUACAUCUACGGGAAGGUUUACGUCACUGGCUGGCACUUCAUGGACUUCCCCAUGCCUCAGUUCGGAGACUACGAGCUGAUGGUCCGCGGGCGCUACGAGGGAGGCGACGGCCCCGUCAGGACCAUUAAACUCCUGGGUAAGGCCUCCAUGACCGCACCUUCGCUCAGCCUUAUUGCCACAGUGUUGCUGGCGCUGUGCAUUCUGGGAUUGUAGCGUCAAGCCAAGAGAUUCCACCUUCCCCUCGCACACUUCAUUUCUGUAGUACAAAAGACUAUCUGGCUUGCGUCGGCUUCUAUGGGCUUUGGGAUGCGCAAAUAUCUCAAAGACUUUGAGUUUACCUGUUUGGAGUCUAUGCACAAUGAAAAAUCACUAGCAAUCGUUCUUUAUAAGAAGCACUAUAACAAGCAAUCCGAUUGUAUGUAAAGAGCUGUGUAGUAGUGCCUGCUAGCUUGUAGAUGCGCAAAGGACAAUGGGCAACUUAUACGAUUUAUUGUACACGUCUAUUAUUUAUUAAACCACUACUCCACAAUAUCUGUAAUCUUUUUUUUUUUUUCCCUCCAACAUUUUUCAAAGCAUCUUUUGUGUCUUUGUUUUUAAAUUCGUGGGGAAAAAAACAUACUUUAUCAUUGCUUUCAAACAUCUCAUUUUAUUUAAAAUUUGAUAUUUUAUUCUUUAUUUGGUUUAAAAAUAAUUACAAAAUAGUAGAUUUGCUUUUCAUUGGCCAAUUUUUGCUAUUUGUAAUAUGUGAAUAUCAAUGGGUUUUUUUUCCAUUUACAGUUUGUAAAUAUAUCAUAAUCAUGUCAUUUAAACAGCUCAUAAUAGCUACAAAAUAAUAGGAUUAGACCCUAUAAAAAAAUGCUAAUUGAGCCAGAAAAAAACGUAUAAACUGACGCGUGGUGUGCAAUUUUGAACAACAGAUGGCGCCAUAAUCAUGUACAGUACAAUACAAGUCAGUUCCAAACUGUAACUGUAUUGCAACGUAAAACUCUUAAAAUAACAAUAAUAAAAAUGGCUCGCUGCAAACACCGGGCUAGCUUGUUUCACUGCACAAAAUUGGCGUGGCAUAAUUUAUUAAAUGAAACAAAACAAGUGAAAAAUGUCAAAUAAAGGGUCAAGUGGUGUAGCCUUAGCAACUCAAUAAAUGUUAAGUUGAAAAAAAUGAACUCAUUUACCAAUAGUCAGUGUAGCAUUUGAAUUUAUAAACCUGUAUGGGAUUAUGUGUCCGCUUUUUUAUGCGUGGUUUCAGAGUAAAGGCUAAUUUAAAAGUGAAUUAAAUCCUUCUGUCGAGCGUAACGCCAAUCAUUUGUGACUUUUCCAGGAUGUUUGUCUUGUCUCUCCACCUCCAUGACCUUAUUAUUAUUAUUAUUAUUGUUGUUGUUUUGCUUUUGCCUUUAGCAUCUUUUGUUGUGCUUGAAUUGAAUGAAGGCACGCAUGUUAAAGUUGACUUACUUUCUUGCGACGCCAUCUUUUGGUUAAUGAGCAUUAGCCUCCCCCCUGUGCUAAUUAGCCUCAUGAGUUUCACCAGGCUACUUCUGUCAGCCAAUCAGCUUUCAGCGUACUCCACAGCUAUCUUUUUAGCCACUUGAUUGGCUCUGUAACGCUUGUUUGUGCUUUAUUUCAGUUUUGGUUUUUUUCAAAUUACCUUUUUGUUUUAUUAUUUUUUGUUAAUAAGUCAUGUCGUCAUUGGCAGAGCCUAUUUGGACAUAGAAAGUACAGAUGUUUUUUUUUUUAAUGUCUGCAGUAAAAGUAAAAAGUCAUCAGAAAAACAAAUACUCGAGUAAAGUACAAAUGCCUGAAAAAUCUACUGAGGCGCACGUACCUUGUUACUUGCCACCACUGGUGUUUCCCAAUCAUGUCUAAAUUGUUAGGUAUUUCCUUAAAACAUAAAAUAUAAAUAAAAUAAUAUAAUAUAUAUAUAUCCAUGCUCGAUGUCUUUAAUCACAUUUAUUAAUCACAUUGUGCCAUGUAAAUUCCAGUGAAAUCGUGGGAACCAUUGUAUUAACACAAGGAACUUAAUAUAUAUCACAUUACAUUAGUUAUUUACUCACUAUUUAUUCAACUGAAAUGUUUUUUUUGUUGUUGUUUUUUUAAAUCCUUGCUGAAUUUAUUUUGUGUGGUAAAUGUGAGUUAAAUCUUUGCACAACAUUCUGUAUAAAUGCUUGUGGAAAUUGUGA
Phyllopteryx taeniolatus (common seadragon) is the source of this 5246-nucleotide messenger RNA. RefSeq names its product contactin 1b (gene cntn1b). NCBI's taxonomy places the organism in Eukaryota, Metazoa, Chordata, Actinopteri, Syngnathiformes, Syngnathidae. The transcript has 24 exons. The coding region runs from base 163 to 3285 and encodes 1040 amino acids. Gene Ontology annotation, biological process: brain development; cell-cell adhesion. Gene Ontology annotation, molecular function: cell-cell adhesion mediator activity. The record is from RefSeq and is a predicted model, not a curated record.